ACAAAGCCCGAUUGUUCCUGGGCCCUUUCCCCACAGUGCCUGGGCCUGCUCCCCAGCCUGGGGCAGGGGCGGGGACAGUGUGGUGUCACAUGCUGUCUCCCUGGGUGGCUGGCUCGCUCUCUCCUGGGGACACGGAGGUCAGCAGGCAGCACACAGAGGGACUUACGGGCAGCUUUCCCUUCCCCAACUCAAGAACCCCCGGAGGCCCGGAGGCCCAGUGGCCUACAGCAGGAGCGGCCAUGAAGAAGCUGCUGGUGGUGCUGAGUCUGAUGGCUGCAGCCUGGGCAGAGGAGCAGAAUAAGCUGGUGCAUGGCGGACCCUGCGAAAAGACGCGUCACCCCUACCAAGCUGCCCUCUACACCUCGGGCCACUUGCUCUGCGGUGGUGUUCUUAUCCAUCCACUGUGGGUCCUCACAGCAGCCCACUGCAAAAAACCGAAUCUUCAGGUCUUCCUGGGGAAGCAUAACCUUCGGCAAAGGGAGAGUUCACAGGAGCAGAGCUCUGUGGUCCGGGCUGUGAUCCACCCUGGCUACGAUGCCUCCACCCAUGACCAGGACAUCAUGCUGCUGCGCCUGGCACACCCAGCCAAGCUCUCUGAACUCAUCCAGCCCCUUCCUCUGGAGAGGGACUGCUCAGCCAACUACACCAGCUGCCACAUCCUGGGCUGGGGCAAAACAGCAGAUGGUGAUUUCCCUGACACCAUCCAGUGUGCAUACAUUCACCUGGUGUCCCUUGACGAGUGUGAGCGUGCCUACCCUGGCCAGAUCACCCAGAACAUGUUGUGUGCCGGGGAUGAGAAGUACGGGAAGGAUUCCUGCCAGGGCGAUUCUGGGGGUCCGCUGGUAUGCGGAGACCGCCUCCGAGGCCUUGUGUCAUGGGGUAACGUCCCAUGUGGAUCAAAGGAGAAGCCAGGAGUCUACACCAAUGUCUGCAGAUACACUAAUUGGAUCCGAAAAACCAUUCAGGCCAAGUGACCCUGGCAUGUGACAUCCAACUCCUGACCUACCUACCACCCCACUGGCUGGUUCCAGAACGUCUCUCACCAAGACCUUGCCUCCCCUCCCCUCCUGCCCAGCUCUGACCCUGACGCUUAAUAAAGACAGCGACACGAGAGCCCUGAUUCUCCCUGGUUUUACCCCAGCUCCAUCCUGGCAUCACUGGGGAAGACUUGAUGAGUGAGGACUUGGGCCGAGGUCUUCCCCCUACCACUAAGAGCACACAGGAAAAUCCCUUCUAGGCAUCUCCCCUCCCUGAUUAUUCCACACGUUUGGUUUCUUCCUGCAGAGGCCCUGCCAUGUGUCUGGAAUCCCAGCUAUGCCUCUUAGUAUCUGUGUCUCCUUGGGAUAUACCUUCCUUUACUGUAGGUUUCUCAUCUGAAAAAUGAAGAUAAGGUUGAUAUAGUCCCCAUAAGGCAGUGGCUGUUGGGAAGAUUUAAGGUUUCACACCCACGACAUGCACAGAACAGCACCUGGCCCACCAUGCCCUCAAUAAAGAGUGAAUUUUAUUAUGA
Cebus imitator (Panamanian white-faced capuchin) is the source of this 1510-nucleotide messenger RNA. It is a transcript of the gene KLK6, whose product is annotated as kallikrein related peptidase 6. Lineage: Eukaryota; Metazoa; Chordata; Mammalia; Primates; Cebidae. The coding region runs from base 90 to 974 and encodes 294 amino acids. The transcript is spliced from 7 exons. Gene Ontology annotation, molecular function: serine-type endopeptidase activity. Gene Ontology annotation, biological process: proteolysis. The record is from RefSeq and is a predicted model, not a curated record.